Molecule: messenger RNA, 2095 nt
Organism: Lotus japonicus
Lineage: Eukaryota; Viridiplantae; Streptophyta; Magnoliopsida; Fabales; Fabaceae
Exons: 11
Coding region: 526-1077 (183 amino acids)
Source: RefSeq, a predicted model, not a curated record
CUGAGUUCACCCCUAGCAAGAGACUGAGAUUGAAAAUGGGGAGUGAGAUUCAGAGUUCAGAAAUCGAUGAAUGGCGUUUCACAUGGGAAUCACAGUCUCAAACCCCAACCCUUCGUUUACUCCUUCUCUUCCCCAAAACCCUCCUUCCUCCUCCCUCUCUCCAAACCAUUCGCCUCCACUCCUCACACUCUUCCCUCCUCAUCUCCCUCUCCUCCUCCGCCGUCUCCCUUAGGGUUCCGAUUCCGGCUAGAGUCUUACUCGACGCCGACGCUCCUCCUACCUUCCGCGCACUCUCCGACCACAUCGAGGUCAAACUCCUCCUCCUUCUCCCCCUCCACCACCCUAUCCUCUCCGCCCUCUCUUCUCAACCGUCCUCCCGUCCUCUCUCAAUGGAUUCCGAUGUAGAAAAUCUGUCUUCCCAUGGAGAAGUUGAUUUUUACUGCAGAACUUGUGCCUUCAAGUUGACCAAACAUCCACUCAGAUUUUCACUGACAUACAUAUUCUGAAACUACGCUCGCUCUCAAAAUGCGUCACUCAACAACGUUAACCGUUUUAUUUCUCGGUGUUCUUUUGAAGACACCAUGGAUCGCUUCAAUUUCGAUGCCAACCUCCAAUUGCUACGCUUUCGAUAACUCAAGUCGCAUUUUUGAUUUCAGUAGCUGGAUUGGUUACCUUUGGGAGUAUGAUGAUGUCAAGGAAGGUUCUGACUUGGUGAUACGAUUUUGCAAAGAUGUGGAGCGUAGAUCACAAACGGGAUAUGUUGAUUUCGGCCGUUUUGAUAGAUUCAACUACUUUGUUGCUGGUUCUGGUCAGUCUGACUUUGUACAAGAGUUUUAUAAUGGUGACCUGAUGGGUUGUGAGCAAACUUUUGACAAAAUGGGACGAACAGAACAGGUAAAUAUUAUAUGUGGGAGUUGUUUGAAUGGACAAUGUAAAGGGCGUCCUGGAUGCAUAUGUAAUGUGACAUAUGAAUCAAAAUGCAGAUGUUCGCACUUCUAUCGCUUAAUGGAGGGUACAGCUCCCCUUUGCUCCCAUUUUCUAACUUAUCCAGAAACAAAUAUAGUUACUACUUGCUAGAUCCAUUGCAAAGGCCAAGUAUCAUGCUAUAUUAUUAUGACUGCAACAACUUGUGGACUUGUUUGGUUAAAGUAAUUGCUUGAACAUCUUAAAGUGAGAAAUGUCAAGGAAAUGAAACUAUUAUGUCACAACUUGCCUAUGCUUCUAUCCCAUUUUCCAUGAAAGAGCCAACUACAUAGAUAUUAAUUGCCAUUUUGUUAGAGAAACUGUUCUCUCUGACAAAAUCACUACUGGUUUUUGUCAACUCCAACAACCAUUUAACGGAUAUAUUGACUGAGUCUUCAAAGGGCCUUGGGUUGUGUAGGAUCUAAUAGUAAGGUUUGGGACUUGAGUCCCACAUUGGAAGUAUAUGAUUCUGGUGUAGGGUUUAUAAGGUCUUGGGUUCUGCAACUACAAUGGCUAGCUUAUAUGGUAUGGUUCUCUCAAGGUUAUUAUCAAUUGUUAUCAGAGCCUUUCACUUCUCUCAGCCACAAACAGGUGGUAGGUGGUGACAGUGUUUGCCCGGGUCAAAGAGCUAGUGCACAGUCAGCCCACAUGGGUGCUGGAGCUGUGUAGCGUGGUAGGAUGUUAGGAUCUAAUUUCAAGAUAUGAGAUUUUGGUCCCACAUCCGGAGUAUGUGAUUCUGGUCUGGAGUAUAUCAGGCCUUGGGCUUUCCAACUAUCAUGCUAUAUUUUGUGGUAUGGUUCUCUUGAGGUUCUUAUAAGAUCGGUUUUAUUUGUAACAAGCAUUGACACUUUUGACAUUUAUGUUUCAUCUCAAGGGGGAGUGUUAGAAUUAGUCACAUGUUAAUAAUUAGCCUUUAAUAAUCACAUAGCGAUAGCUGGCUCAUAUAGAUUAUUAGGAAUUAGCAUGAUAGUAUUUAUAUUAUGCUUUGUAAAUUGUAAUUACUCUCUAUUUGUAGUGUCACUGUAACUUCUGUGUAAUUGACACAAAAUCCUUCAGUUCUUUAAACAUGACAAAGGAAAGAACAUAUAAUGUGAAUACAUCUAUUCAAUUAUUUUUUAGCAGACAUUAAUUA